Molecule: messenger RNA, 1428 nt
Organism: Chilo suppressalis (striped riceborer)
Lineage: Eukaryota; Metazoa; Arthropoda; Insecta; Lepidoptera; Crambidae
Source: the annotation of a GenBank genome assembly
AUGGAAAUUCGAAAUCGGAGUUGGUACAUUAUUUUUAACUGUGCUUUGAUACCACUUGUUGUAGCCAAAACCUUCUCCUUGAACGACGCACUCGCGGCUGAAUCACAACUGAAGACUUCAGAUCUAUCUUCACCUAUAUCCACAGAAACGACAGCUCAUCGGUUUUCCUUAAAUAGGGCGUUUACUACAGAUACCCCUAGAAAGCUCAAACUAGAUAAAUUUCUCUCAGACAAACUACCACUUUCGAAAUAUAACAAAAGUCCGUUUAAAGCAAAAAAGGCAAGACACAUUCUGCGACCAUUUCAUAUAAAAUCAAACGCAUAUAAGAAGCGUGAAAUAUUUAAGAAUGACAAGACCGACAAGAAAUACUUUCCACUCCUUAAAAAUUUGGGUUUGUUACUUGAUAAUUUGCUCAACUCUGAGCCAGUCGAGUCCUACGAGGUCAGUAAACGUAAACAAAAGCGUCACAAGUAUCAACCAGAAAAGAGACCUGGAUUCGUAUGCAAAUGCGCUUUACAGUCAGACUCCGAAGUUGGAGACUCUAAGACGAACAAAAAGACAACUGUUCUUACCAAGACUAUCCCCACUGAGAAGCCGGCUACCGCCGCGACGUCCGCUGAUCCUACCGUGGGUGACAUCAGCGGUGUCGGACAGAAUAAGGAGCUACCCUUACUACUUCCAAGAGAUUCCCCUGGCAAUCGGAGAGACAGUUAUGGACACGAUGAGAGAAGCCGCUCCACACUUCACGGAAGCUUUGAAAGAAAUAUCCCCAGGAAUAUUAGAAAUCGUAAACAUAAUUCCAGAAUCGAAAACGACAAAUCCAGUGCACAACGUGAUGAAAAAGUUACCUACAGUUAUCCACGAGACGAUGCAAGUAGCGAUGAAUACAGAAGAAGACAAUACAGAGGAAAUGCCGAUAUUCAGGUCGAUCGAAGAGCUGCCUCUAAGAGAAAGGAAUUCGAAGAAGAUGAAAAAGACAACGACGUUUUUGGAAGAGACUCCUAUGAGAAGCAUACAAGAGAAAUUCAACUCAAAGUUGGAAGAAACGAGACAAAAAGCGAAAACCUUUUACCAGAAUAUGUUCGAAGAUACCGAAGACCUGUACCCGAAACUGAAGAUGGCGAUAUCGCAAAGCCCCUACAAUCCAAAAAAGAUUAUGAGGAAAGCAUCAACAAUGUCUCAUUCGAUAACACCAGUGAUCAACGAAUCACUAGCAGAAGUAGCACAUCUCCCACAGAAGCUAAAGAAACUAGUGCAAGAAAUGAAAACAUGAUUUCUUUUAAAGAUUUGUCAAAUUUAGAUUUAGCGUUCCAUAAAAGUCCUAAGUUUGAAACGCCUUCAGUCACUAUAAUAGAUGGAUAUAGUGUUGCCAGUGAUAAAAACGGCAAGAAUAAGUUAACAGAAAAAACUAUCCAUAUUCAUACUUAG